Molecule: messenger RNA, 2409 nt
Organism: Geosmithia morbida
Lineage: Eukaryota; Fungi; Ascomycota; Sordariomycetes; Hypocreales; Bionectriaceae
Product: 6-phosphofructokinase 1
Exons: 4
Coding region: 1-2409 (802 amino acids)
Biological process (GO): canonical glycolysis; fructose 1,6-bisphosphate metabolic process; fructose 6-phosphate metabolic process
Cellular component (GO): mitochondrion; 6-phosphofructokinase complex; cytoplasm
Molecular function (GO): identical protein binding; monosaccharide binding; 6-phosphofructokinase activity
Source: RefSeq, a predicted model, not a curated record
AUGGCUUCCAAGAAGAAGAUUGCCGUCAUGACCUCGGGAGGUGACUCUCCCGGCAUGAAUGGUGUCGUCCGCGCCGUCGUCCGCACCGCCAUCCACAUGGGUUGCGAUGCCUUCUGCAUCUACGAGGGCUACGAGGGUCUCGUCCGUGGCGGUGACCUGAUCCGCAAGAUGGAGUGGGACGACGUGCGUGGCUGGCUGUCGGAGGGCGGCACCCUCAUCGGCACAGCCCGCUGCAUGGCCUUUUACGAGCGUCCCGGACGCCUCACGGCCGCCAAGAACAUGAUACUCAACGGCAUCGACGCCCUCAUCAUCUGCGGCGGCGACGGCUCCCUCACCGGUGCCGACAGGUUCCGCGCCGAGUGGCCCUCUCUCAUCGACGAGCUCGUCGCCAACGGCGAGCUGACGUCGGCUCAGGUCAAGCCCUACAGGCAUCUCAACAUUGUAGGCCUCGUCGGUUCCAUCGACAACGACCUCUCCGGCACCGACGCCACCAUCGGCUGCUACUCGUCCCUCGCCCGCAUCUGCGAGAUGGUCGACUACAUCGAGGCCACGGCCUACUCCCACUCCAGGGCCUUCGUCAUCGAGGUCAUGGGCCGUCACUGCGGCUGGCUCGCCCUCAUGGCCGGCGUCGCUACCGGUGCCGACUUUGUCUUCAUCCCCGAGCGUCCUAGGGGCACCAACUGGAAGGAGGAGAUGUGCACCGUCGUCCGUCGUCACCGCAAGAUGGGCAAGCGCAAGACCAUCGUCAUCGUCGCCGAGGGCGCCCGCGAUCAGAACGGCACCAAGAUCACCCCCGAAGAGAUCAAGGACCUCCUGGCCGACAAGCGCGAGGGCGGCCUAGGACUAGACACGAGAAUCACCACGCUGGGUCACGUCCAGCGCGGGGGCACCGCCGUCGCCUACGACCGCAUGCUCGCCACCCUGCAGGGUGUCGAGGCCGUGCACGCUGUGCUCGAGGCCACGCCCGAGACGGAAACGUGCUUCAUCGCCAUCAACGAGGCCAAGAUUGUCCGCAAGCCGCUCAUGCAGGCCGUCAAGGCGACCAAGGAGGUGGCCAAGGCUGUCGACUCCAAGGACUUUGACACGGCCAUGAAGCUGAGGGACACCGAGUUUGCCGACCAGUACAACUCGUACGUGACUACUACCAGCGUUCUCGUCGAUGAUUCCAAGAUUCCCCAGAAGGACCGCAUGAGGAUUGGUUUCAUCAACGUCGGUGCCCCCGCCGGCGGCAUGAACGCCGCUGUGCGCAGCGCCGUCGCCUACUGCAUCAGCCGCGGCCACGAGCCGGUUGCGAUCCACAACGGCUUCGCCGGCCUGGCCCGCCACCACGACGACAAGCCCGUCGCCGCCGUCCGGCCCUUUGACUGGCUCGAGGUGGAGGGCUGGGCCAGCAAGGGCGGCUCGGAGAUUGGCACGAACCGCGAGCUCCCGGCGGAGUCGGGCAUGGAGCUCAUCGCCAGCCUUCUCGAGAGGUACAGGUUUGACGCCCUCUUCCUGGUGGGCGGCUUCGAGGCCUUCCACGCCGUCUCGCAGCUGCGCGCGGCCCGCGACGAGUUCCCGUCGCUGUGCAUCCCCAUGGUCCUCCUCCCGGCGACGAUCUCGAACAACGUUCCGGGAACGGAAUACUCGCUCGGCUCGGACACGUGCCUGAACGAGCUGGUCAACUACUGCGACAAGAUCAAGCAGUCGGCCUCGGCGACCCGACGACGCGUGUUCGUCAUCGAGACGCAGGGCGGUCGGUCGGGCUACAUCGCCACGCUGGCGGGCCUGGGGGUCGGCGCCAUCGCCGUGUACACGCCGGAGGAGGGUGUGAGCCUGCAGAUGCUCAACGCCGACGUGAUGCACCUCAACGAGGUCUUCCGCAAGGACAAGGGCCAGUCGCGGGCCGGACGCCUGAUCCUCAUCAACGAGAAGGCGAGCAAGGUGUACGACGCCAAGCUCAUCGCGAGCAUCAUCCGCGACGAGGCGCACGACCGGUUCGAGAGCCGCGAGUCGGUGCCCGGACACGUGCAGCAGGGUGGCGUCCCGUCGCCGAUGGACAGGUGCCGGGCCGUCCGUCUGGCCAUCAAGUGCAUGCAGCACCUCGAGAAGUUUGGGACCGACGCGGCCGAGAGGGUGAGGCAGGAUCCGCAGAGUGCUAGCGUCAUCGGCAUACAGAGCGCCGAGGUGGUAUUCUCGCCGAUGGUGGACCUCGAGGACGACAAGGUGACGGACUGGUCCAACAGGAGGCCCAAGGAGGCUCCCUGGAUGGAGAUGCGCAGCGUGGUGGACAUGCUCGGGGGAAGGCCGGACUACCCCAAGCCUUCCAAGGGUCUGCAGGGCUGGGCUGUGCUUGUCCGGCUGUGCACUACGGGUACUGCCAUCAUUACACCACUGCGAUACGGCGUGAAAGGCAGUAGAGCACUAUAA